Zea mays is the source of this 2034-nucleotide messenger RNA. RefSeq lists its product as uncharacterized. Bases 271 to 1860 code for a protein of 529 amino acids. Gene Ontology annotation, molecular function: O-acetyltransferase activity. The record is from RefSeq and is marked validated. Lineage: Eukaryota; Viridiplantae; Streptophyta; Magnoliopsida; Poales; Poaceae. Gene Ontology annotation, cellular component: Golgi apparatus. The transcript has 3 exons.
GUCUUUUCCUCUCGACUCUCCUCUCUCUCUCUCUCUCUCUCUCUCUCUCUCUCUGCGCUGCUCUCGGUUUAGGUCGAGGAGUUGCUAGCUAGCUAGGGGGUUUGGAUCCCUGCUGGUGCUGGCUGCUCCGCUGCUGCGUGCUAGUCCUACUCCAGCCCCCCAGCCCCAGCGAAGCAGGCAAGCAUAGAUAGAGGCUGGGGUGGGCAGGGAGGUGCGCGGACGGAGAUCCAUCAGAUCAGAAUCAGAUCACAUCAUCGGCCCUCGGAUGCGAUGCAGCACCGGCGCAAGCCCGCUUCCGCCGCGGCGCCGCCGGCCGCCAAGCAGCCGGCCGCGCGCAGGCCCACGGCGCGGCUGUCGCUCGCGGGCCUCGUCGUCUCCAUCUUCCUCGUCGCCACCUUCCUGUACAACGAGGACGUGGUGAAGGCGGCCUCCGGCUCCUCCAGCUCAGCAACAACAGCCGACGCCGCUGAGGUAGGCGUCUCCGGGCGGGCGAGGUCACCCGACCUAAGGGUGCUGCAGGAGGCGGCGCACCAGGGGGUGGAAGCUGAGGAGCGGGAGGUUGGAGAUCGUACGGAAGCGGAGCAGAAGCAGAAGCCCCUGACCCUCCCCAUCCCCAUCCCCGUGGUGGCGCUGGCGGAGGAGGAACUCGUGGAGAAUACUAAGGGAAGGCAGAAGCAGCAGCAGCAGGAGGAGGAGCAAACCCAGAAGCCACCGCCACCGCCGCCGCCUCCUCCCCAGGUUGCCGGGUGCGACCUGUACCGGGGUCGGUGGACGUUCGACGCGGCCGGCGAGCAGGCGCCGCUGUACCGCGAGUCGGAGUGCGAGUUCCUGACGGAGCAGGUGACGUGCAUGCGCAACGGCCGCCGCGACGACUCGUACCAGAAGUGGCGGUGGCAGCCCGAUGGAUGCGACCUGCCCAGGUACGAUGCUCGGUUGCUGCUUGAGCGGCUGCGCAACAAGCGGCUCAUGUUCGUGGGUGACUCGCUGAACCGCAACCAGUGGGAGUCCAUGGUGUGCCUGGUGCAGUCUGUGGUGCCCUGGGGCCACAAGACGCUGCACAAGUUCGUCAACAACGGAUCGCUCAACGUGUUCACGGCGCAUGAUUACAACGCCACCGUGGAGUUCUACUGGGCGCCCUUCCUGGUGGAGUCCAACUCGGAUGACCCGCAGGCGCACAGCGUCAUGAACCGUGUCAUCGCCUGGCGCGCCAUCGCCAAGCACGCCAAGAACUGGAAGGGCGUGGACUACCUCGUCUUCAACUCAUACAUCUGGUGGCUCAACACAUUCGAGAUGAAAGUCAUUCGCCGUCAUCAGCAUCAGCUUGAAAAGGAGGAGGAGGGGGUGAGGUGGAGCAAGUACGCCCUUGUGGACCGGCCGGUGGCGUACCGGGAGGUGCUCAAGACGUGGGCCAGGUGGGUGGACCGCCACAUCGACCCCAACCGAACAAGAGUCUUCUUCAUGGGCAUGUCGCCCAACCACGUCACGCCGUGGGCGUGGGGUAACGACGGCGGCAUCAAGUGCGCCAUGGAGACGCAGCCCAUCAGCAACAACCGGACGGGGCGACUGGACAUCGGCACGGAUUGGCGCCUGCACGGCGUGGCGCGCGGGGUGCUGGCGCGCUACCUCCGCCGCGUGCCGGUGCACUUCGUCGACAUCACGGGGCUGUCGGAGCUGCGCAAGGACGCGCACACCUCCGUGCACACGCUGCGGCAGGGGAAGCUGCUCACACCGGAGCAGCAGGCCGACCCCAAGACCUACGCCGACUGCAUCCACUGGUGCCUCCCGGGACUCCCCGACACCUGGAACCACUUCCUCUACGCGCACAUCCUCUCGCUCUCCUCGUCCGCCCAGGAUCACUAACCAUUUUUGCCCAGCCUCACAAUGUCAAGCGCUUCCUUUCAACUCCUCUCCCUAGACCACCCACCCACCCUGGAUACCUAUUACUACUGCUGCUGCUGUAGAUCUUCGUUUCAUUUUGACAAAUGCAUGCAGGUCUUCUCUUGUAAUUUCUAUAAAAAACAUCCCUGAUUUAAU